AUGCGAAUCGUCAAUCGAAUCCAGAGUUUCCAGAAAACAGUGUUUGCUCUCGUAGAGAGAACCAGUCGCCUAGACUGCGCGCUGGACAUCCGCCCGCAAGCGCUCAGAAUCACCAAUUCAAGACUUUUCAACCCCAGGGGAAAUUCGUCACAUGCUGAACUGAAGUACCGCUGCGGCACUGUUCGGUGGGAUACGCUUACUACGAGAAAAUAUCAUGAUGUGAUUUUAUGUAGAGGCCUUUCGCCUUGCUCUCGAACUAACGCCCCUAACUACUUGUGGGGAAUCAUGUUUCCUCUUCCUGUGUUGGAUGUUGUCUCUGGUCUGGUUGCGCCUCGUCGCCUCGGACUGCGUGGCAUCGCUGGACUGACGUUGGAGGCGCUGCGACGGAGACAGAGAACGCGAAUGCUGGCUGCGCAGCGACCUCUGGGUUACUGGAUGUGCCAAGCACAUUGA
Messenger RNA from Gryllus bimaculatus (two-spotted cricket), 453 nucleotides. The record is from the annotation of a GenBank genome assembly. NCBI's taxonomy places the organism in Eukaryota, Metazoa, Arthropoda, Insecta, Orthoptera, Gryllidae.